AUGGCUGCAGCGCAAUCGAGUCCGAACAGCACCUUUUCUUUGAUUGCUUACUCGCGUCACAGCUAUGAAGUGAGGUCUCGAGACUCGUUGCUCCUUUCUUCGCUGCGCGGCCAACGUGGAUUUACAUUGCGUUGGGGCAAGAGUUGCGAAUACGCGAUGACUGGGAAGCAAAAUAAGGAGGAGGGGUCGGAUGUGGACGCUGCCGCUGCCGCUUACCUGGCAUCUUUAGGCGUGGCUCCUUCUGCUGGCGGCGAAAAGAAGGAUGAUAAGAAAAAGAAGAAAAAGGGCAAGAAGAAGCUGAAUGUUGACGCCAAAAAGGAUGACGAUAGGAAGCCCAUAUCAGCUGCUGCAAAGGCGCUGGUGGAGCGCCAGGCAGCUUUGAAGGCUGAGCAAGAGCGUCUUGAGCAGGAGCGUUUAGAGCAGGAGCGUAUAGCCCAAGAGGAAGAAUCUAAGCGACUGGCCGAAAUUGAGCGCGAGGAAGAAAUACGCCGCAAGAAGAAGGAGGCGCGCGCCGCCAAGAUUGAUCGUCAAAAGAAGGAGGGAACGUACAUGACUAAGGCUCAAAAGCAGAAAGCCGCCAAAGCACAAGCUGCACUCGAAGCGAUGCAGCAAGCAGGUCUUGUACCGGGGGUUGCGGAUGAGAAGAAAAAGGUUGUGUAUGCAUCCCACAAGAAGAAGACCAAGAACACAAAUGAAGUAAAAAAGGAAGGUUCUCAUAAGGAAAAAUCUAAGGCUAUUGCGAACGAAGAGGAAGUGACAUUAGACGACAGGGAAUUAGCUAAAGAAGACGUUGAAUCGCAAGAAAAAGAGGUGGAAGCUCCAGAUGCAUGGGACGACGAAGACUGGGAAAAAAAUGAUGUUGUCGCCUCGCUGGAAGACAAGCUGCAAGAGGCAAAGGAAGAGAAUACCGCUGCCGAAGUCGACAGCGACGGGGAUGAAGACCUGCUGGUGCUGGAGCACAAGAAGGAGCAGGAGCGUUUACGUUUGCAGGGAAUUGCAUUGAAAAAACGUCAGGAGGAGCAGGCCGAGCAGAUGCGUCAGGAUGCCGAGGAAGAGCGUUUGUGCUCUAAAGCCAAGCUUGAAGCCGAGCGCAAGAAAAAAGAGGCUGCAGAGCGUCGACACAAGCGCGAAGCCGAAGCGCGUGCCAAUGUUUCUUUGGACAAUUUGCGCUCACCUAUUUGCUGUAUCAUGGGUCACGUUGACACUGGUAAAACGAAGCUUUUAGACAAUAUUCGUCGCACGAAGGUGCAGGAUGCAGAAGCCGGUGGAAUCACGCAGCAGAUUGGUGCGACAUUCUUUCCUGUGGAGGCCAUCAAGCAGAAGACUGCCAGGCUUGCUGAGGUGAUGCAUCUUGAGUAUCGUCUGCCAGGUCUGCUCGUGAUUGAUACUCCUGGUCACGAGUCAUUCACGAAUUUACGUUCUCGUGGUUCCUCGCUGUGUGACAUUGCGAUUCUAGUUGUAGAUAUCAUGCAUGGGCUGGAGCCUCAGACUUUAGAGUCACUACGCCUAUUGCGUCAAAAGAAAGCUCCUUUUGUGGUGGCGCUCAACAAAAUCGAUCGUUGUUAUGGCUGGAAAACAAUGCUUGACACGCCUGUUCAAGAGGCAUUAAAGCAUCAAAAUGAGCAUGUCAUUCGCGAAUUCGAGGAUCGAAUGAAGUCGAUUAUUGUGGAAUUUGCGGAGCAAAAGCUAAAUGCAGAGGUGUACUGGCGCAAUAAGGACUUGGCACACACGGUUUCACUCAUCCCUACUAGUGCUAUCUCUGGUGAAGGGGUAUCGGACCUGUUGAUGAUGCUCACGCGCCUUACGCAGGAGCGUAUGGCCAGAUCGCUGGCAUUUGUCGAUAUUCUUCAGUGUACUGUGCUGGAAGUGAAGGUUAUUGAAGGCCUAGGUACAACAAUUGAUACAAUUUUAGUAAAUGGAACACUAGAGGAAGGUGCAACAAUUGUUGUCUGCACAUUGGAUGGUCCGGUGGUGACAACAAUCCGAUCGUUGCUCACCCCGCACCCGAUGAAAGAGAUUCGUGUUAAGGGCGAGUACAUCCACCACCAAAAGAUGAAAGCAGCGAUGGGUGUAAAAAUUUGCGCGCAGGGCCUCGAGAAGGCCGUUGCUGGUACACAAAUAUAUACGGUUGGCCCUGAUGACGAUGUGGAAGAAUUGAAAGACUCGGUCAUGUCUGACCUAACAGGUAUACUGGACUCCGUGAAGGCUACCCGCCGCGGUGUCAUGGUUCAGGCUUCCACAUUGGGCGCCUUAGAGGCACUAUUGGAAUUCCUCCGUACGUGCGAUCCGCCCAUUCCAGUGUCUUGCGUCAACAUUGGUCCUGUCCACAAAAAAGACGUGAUGCGUGCUUCAGUGCAGCUUGAGCACCAGCCCGAAUUUGCUACCAUUCUCGCAUUUGAUGUGAAGGUCCACAGCGAUGCCACAGAGCUUGCUACGGAACUUGGAGUGCGAAUUUUCACAGCCGAUAUCAUUUAUCACCUGUUUGAUCAAUUCACGGCAUACAUGGAUAAUUUUCGCAUGGCACGUCGAGAGGAAUUUGCGGAGGUAGCUGUGUUUCCAUGCGUGCUAAAAAUUCUGCCUAAUUGUAUAUUCAACAAGAAGGAUCCAAUUAUUCUUGGUGUCGAUGUUGAGGAAGGUAUCGUCAAGAUUGGUACACCUCUCGUUGUCCCAUCUGCCGGCGGUUUAUAUAUUGGCAAAGUAGGGUCCAUUGAGCGUGAGCAUAAGGAAGUAGACCGCGCCAAAAAGGGCGCAUCUGUAGCUGUGCGGAUAGACAACGAGAGUAGCGUCAUGUACGGCCGUCACUUUGACUCCAAAAAUCAAUUAGUAUCGCGCCUUACUCGCCAGAGCAUCGAUGCAUUAAAAGAAAAUUUCCGGGAAGAUUUGCAGAAGGAGGAUUGGCAGCUCGUCAUUAAGCUCAAAAAGGUAUUCGAUAUCAUUUAG
Molecule: messenger RNA, 2940 nt
Organism: Plasmopara halstedii
Lineage: Eukaryota; Oomycota; Peronosporomycetes; Peronosporales; Peronosporaceae
Product: translation initiation factor aif-2
Exons: 2
Coding region: 1-2940 (979 amino acids)
Molecular function (GO): GTP binding; GTPase activity; translation initiation factor activity
Source: RefSeq, a predicted model, not a curated record